Molecule: messenger RNA, 2350 nt
Organism: Astyanax mexicanus (Mexican tetra)
Lineage: Eukaryota; Metazoa; Chordata; Actinopteri; Characiformes; Acestrorhamphidae
Gene: dhps
Product: deoxyhypusine synthase
Exons: 10
Coding region: 149-1246 (365 amino acids)
Biological process (GO): peptidyl-hypusine biosynthetic process
Cellular component (GO): cytoplasm
Molecular function (GO): deoxyhypusine synthase activity
Source: RefSeq, a predicted model, not a curated record
CGUACUUUGUAGCAACAACGUGGGAUCAGUGUGAGUGAUGAGGCUGCAGUGUAGCUUCAUCUGCUCCUGAACACAGAUAACAGAUAAAUACAGAUCAAUACAGAUAAUUAAUAGCUCCAGCUCCUGAUCCGGAUUCAGCUCCUGCAGGAUGGCGGACAGUGUGCCCUCCGUGGCCAGGGAUGCGGUGCUUAAGGAGAGCGCCGCUCUGCCGGAGGACGUGCCGCGGAUCCGAGGCUACGACUUUAACCAGGGGGUGGAUCACCGAGCCCUGCUGCACUCCUACCUCACCACAGGCUUCCAGGCCAGCAGCUUCGGCCUGGCCGUGCAGGAGAUUAACAAAAUGAUUGAGAAGAGGCUGGAGGUGGUGGAGGAGCCGGAGGAGGAGCAGCAGGACGCUGGUGACUCUCAGCAGGGUCGUUCAGGCUGUACCAUCUUCUUGGGAUACACCUCCAACCUCAUCAGCUCCGGCGUCCGCGAGACCAUCCGCUACCUGGCCCAGCACAAGAUGGUUGACGUGAUCGUGACGACGGCAGGUGGUGUUGAGGAAGACUUCAUUAAGUGUUUGGCACCAACCUACCUGGGCGAGUUUAGCCUUCCAGGCAAAGAGCUCAGACAGAGAGGCAUCAACAGGAUUGGAAACCUGCUCGUUCCGAAUGAUAACUACUGUAAGUUUGAAGACUGGUUGAUGCCCAUACUGGACCAGAUGGUGCUGGAACAGAAAACAGAGGGCACACACUGGACUCCCUCAAAAAUGAUCCACAGACUGGGCAAAGAAAUCAACAACCCUGACUCUGUCUACUACUGGGCGUACAAGAAUGGCAUCCCUGUGUUUAGUCCCGCCCUCACUGACGGAUCAUUGGGUGAUAUGAUCUAUUUCCACUCCUACAAGAAUCCUGGACUGGUGCUGGACAUUGUGGAGGACAUAAGGAGGCUGAACAGUAAAGCUGUAUUUGCGAAGAGCACAGGCAUGAUCAUACUGGGAGGAGGCCUCGUCAAGCACCACAUCGCUAACGCUAAUCUAAUGAGGAAUGGGGCUGAUUUUGCAGUGUUUGUGAACACGGGGCAGGAGUUUGAUGGCUCAGAUUCAGGAGCCAGACCGGACGAGGCUGUUUCCUGGGGAAAGAUCCGCAUGGAUGCCAAACCUGUGAAGGUCUACGCUGAUGCCUCUAUAGUUUUCCCUCUGCUAGUGGCUGAGACCUUCGCCCACCAUGCUGGCAGACUGACCGUGGAGAAAACCAGCGACUGAGUGCCUAUAUUUACAAUAUUUCGCCAUUUCCUCAUUAUAUUUUAUUAUUAUUUAUGAUUUAUUUAUAUAGGUAACUUGCCUUGUUCUUAGUGCUGCACAUUUCUUGUGCUGAUUGUCUUUUAGCCUUAAGUUAAUGGAGAACUCUGGUGUAAAAUGGACUUUUGUUGUAGUAAAACAUGAUAAAAAUGUCUUACCUUUGUUGAAUAGCACACCUCCACUCUCCCACAGCUUUCUGAGAUAAAUUAAUAUUGUUCUUUUUGCUCAGCACUCUUUACAACAGGCUCUAUAGGGCAUAUUUAGCCCCUGAUAAAUCGCUGUUUACACCGUUAUCCAGGCUCAGAGUAGCUCCACACCUCCUUGGUUGAAUCCGGAGAGCCCUGACAUUUAAAAUAAGGCAUUAAUCACUUUAAAAGUGCACAAGAAGCUUAUUUAAAAAACACUGUUUACAACCUGUAGCCUAACCUACACCUCCAAACAUCCUGGAAAAGUUAUUAAUGAUUUGUUUAAAUGCCACAACUCUCCAGAUUCUACCAAGGAGGUGUGGAGCUACUUUGAGCCUGAAUAACGGAGUAAAAAGCGAUUUAUCAGGGGCAAAAUAUACCCCGAAGCAAAUGUUGUAAAGAGUGUUGGGCAAAAAGCACAAAAUUACUGUAACUCGGAAAGCUGUGGGAGAGCGGAGGUGAGCUAUUCAACACAGCUAAGUACUUUUUAUUGUGUUUUACUACACCAAAAGUCAAUUAUUAUUUUAUUAGUAUUAAUUCCUUUAAUUACAUUACAUUAAAUAUUUUGUUUAUUGUUUGUUGGUUUUUCGUUGCUUAGUUUUGACACCAGCUAUUGUGUUCUAAACGAAAUUAAUAUUUGGCCAAACUCUGUAAGAGAAGCAUCUGAAGUGGUUGUAUAGCAUGUAUAGCUUUAUAAGGGGAAAACCUUUAGAGAAACUGACAGAAUGUAUAUAUUUGUUCCUUUAUGUUUUAUUGCUGUAAAAAAACGGGACAAUCUUAACUCACGCUUAACCCAGUGAUUUAUUCUAUGAAUUAUUCUAUUAAUAAUCUCUGUGUUCAGAGAAGAAAUAAAAGAAUGAAUGAAAGCAUCUAAUGAACAAAA